This is a messenger RNA of Sebastes umbrosus (honeycomb rockfish), 3755 nucleotides long. Its product is annotated as solute carrier family 25 member 36-A-like. Lineage: Eukaryota; Metazoa; Chordata; Actinopteri; Perciformes; Sebastidae. The transcript has 7 exons. The record is from RefSeq and is a predicted model, not a curated record. Gene Ontology annotation, molecular function: pyrimidine nucleotide transmembrane transporter activity. Gene Ontology annotation, cellular component: mitochondrion. Bases 436 to 1371 code for a protein of 311 amino acids. Gene Ontology annotation, biological process: pyrimidine nucleotide import into mitochondrion.
UCAGCCAAUCAGCGCCUCUGUUGUGUGGCUUCCCAUUCGACGAUAAACACUACGACCUGACCGCAGCAGGAGCUCUCAGAUCAACGUGAUCGAGGGCCGAGCCGUGUUGUCCCACUGUCGGGUGUUAUUAUUACUGCAACAUCGGGAUUAUUCACCAACAUUAGAGAGGCAACAGUAUGAUGAAGUAUUAACAACAGGAGGAGACGCAAACCAACCGCUCUGACGUCGACCUCUAGCACCGGAAACACCGUUAGCUUUGGGCUGCUAACGCUCAGCUAGCUUAGUUAGCUGUUACAGACACCUCGUUUCUCUCCACGACAACUGACCUCCACCACAACACAGCAAAGCACAGGCGUGUCGGGUAUCAUCUGCUGUGCGAGGUUGGGGUCGUUAUCCUCCCUGUAGCUUCACGCCUUCUCUCGAAUAUGAUCCAUAAUGAGUCAAAGAGACACCUUGGUUCAUCUGUUUGCUGGAGGAUGUGGGGGCACGGUCGGAGCCAUAUUGACUUGUCCACUGGAAGUCGUGAAGACCCGUCUGCAGUCGUCCUCCAUCACCCUCUAUGUGUCUGAGGUUCAGCUCAGUACGGUCAACGGGGCCAGUGUGGCCCGCAUGUCCCCGCCGGGCCCGCUGCACUGCCUCAAGUUGAUAUUAGAGAAAGAAGGACCUCGCUCUCUCUUCAGGGGUUUGGGGCCAAACUUGGUGGGAGUGGCACCUUCCAGAGCAAUCUACUUUGCCGCCUACUCCUACGCCAAAGAGAAACUGAACGGUGUGUUGGAACCCGACUCCACACAGGUACACAUGGUGUCGGCUGGAAUGGCAGGUUUUACAGCCAUCACAGCAACCAAUCCAAUAUGGCUCAUAAAGACCCGUCUGCAGCUGGAUGCGAGGAAUCGAGGCGAGCGAAGGAUGAAUGCGUUUGAGUGCGUGCGGCGGGUGUAUCAGACGGACGGCCUGCGAGGCUUCUACAGGGGCAUGUCGGCAUCCUACGCCGGCAUCUCAGAGACUGUGAUCCACUUUGUGAUCUAUGAAAACAUCAAACGGCGCCUCAUGGAGGCCAAAGCACCGCAGAACAUGGACGAGGAAGAGGAGACGUCCAAAAAUGCUUCAGACUUUAUUGGGAUGAUGCUCGCUGCUGCAACCUCCAAGACCUGUGCCACCACUAUCGCUUAUCCUCAUGAAGUGAUCCGCACCAGGCUACGCGAGGAGGGCACCAAGUAUAAGUCCUUCUUCCAGACUCUAACAACAGUGCCCAAAGAGGAGGGCUACCGCGCCCUCUACCGCGGCCUCACCACCCACCUGGUACGACAGAUCCCCAACACCGCCAUCAUGAUGUGCACCUACGAGCUGGUGGUCUACCUCCUGAACCGUUAACGUCUUCCCUCACCCACGUAGACAGUAUAUGUAACCCUGUCCCUGUUCGGAGAAUGAGAGCCAACUGCACACCAGCCAGCACAACAGCCCGCUCGCCAGAAGAGGACAGAGACGACACCGUGACCUUUUGUCUCAGUGACGCGAGCGGUUGUUAAAAAUAAGUUGGGAGUUUUGUUUUAUAACCAGAGGGUCUGGCACAGGGAGGAGACGUUCCUCACAUUGGUUUGGGGAUCUAUGUUUAGUAGUGGCAUUGAAAUGGUUGCCCUAUUUUAUUUUAAUUCUCCCUUCGGUUAUAUGCGUUGCUUCUGGGAGCUCAGAUUCAGAGCGCUGAAGAACGAGUUACAGUAUAUUCUGCCUCUAACAGUACUAAUAAUGAAAGAGAAGGACAGUAAUUCCCAUCCUUACUACCUAGUGGAUAUAAGACCCCCUCCAGCAGCUGGCUUUGCCGUCAUGCUGAUGAUCAGUUUUUAAAAUAUUUUAUUAGUAUCAUGCAGUAUUCCCUGCAUCCGUCAGUCAGAGUACCACCAGAGGACCAGAAUACAACGAUGCCAGACUCGGUGAUGAGUAUCUGACGGGGAGCUCUCAAGUUAGCGAAGAAGUGCUUGAGGCUUGUUGAGGUAGAAUAAACGGAGGGGAAAGGUGGAUGGGAGACGUGCCUUGUGUGAAAAUGUGAUGUAGACUGAGAUGCACAAUGGCUGUUAUGAUGUGUUCGCACCAAGAGCGAAGCAAACCUUUUUGCGCGGCGCAGUUAAAUACAAAGUCAAUGCAAAGAGGCGAAUAGACGCAAAUUAGCGCCAGGUGACGCGAAUGAUGCGACGCGAACACGCGUCAUUAGCAGGAGUUCAAAUAUUGCAACUCGAGCGAGAACUUCGCCUGAAGCCUAUCAACGUUGAGAUGCUCCUCCUGUCGUCCUGACGUUAUUGAAUCAGAAAUGGAGGAAAAAAAUAUUGUAACUGUCUGUGGACACCCAGAGCUACGAUAUUACAUCAUAUUUGUACAGAGACCGGGCGAAAGUCUGUGUAUAAAUGUAUGCGUAUAAACCACAGACAGAAAUUGAUGGUGCAGCUGUAAAGCCCGGCACUGAUUGAUCCGAACUCCAUUCAGAAAACAAGCAUUUUAAAGUUGUUUGCUUGUUGUCUUGCGGACAGACUUGACGAAGCAUGAAUUCAGACUUUUUACAAAUCGGCAUCAUUAUUUUGUUAUUUCGGCAUCAUUUUGAUCCAUUUAUUGCAAUUAAAUCACAGCACAGUCUGUUUAUUUUGGGUUCAUAGCACAGUAGCAACGUGUGGCUUGUUAGAUACAGUCAGUGCAAUGUCACUGUAUGUGAAUACAGCUCGCCACCGGGUGACGUUAUGAACCCAGACACGGCGGCGUUUUAAUUUCUGACAUAUCUGGGACUUCCACAACCUGUACAAAGCAGCAACAGUGGCUAUUUCUAUCAUGGUUGAUGGAGGAAAUGGCGGAAAGAAAGGUUGUUGCUAUCUAUGGAGACAAGACGCUCCAACUGAAGCAAGGCAAAAUUUCGCUUGGCUCUUGGUGUGAACACAGCUAAAGAGGAGAUGGAGCUCUGGUUGACCCGUCACAAUAAAGGUCAUAGAGAUGUAGAGUCGUACACUGGUAUUGUGUGAUUACAGAUGCCCCUUAGUUAACCUUUUACACAUCGUAAACGUAGACAUACUCAGCAUCCCAAAUACUGGUCGCGAACUCCUCACAAUGCAAGAAUUGACAUGCAUUUACAGCUCGUUACACUAAAUACCUUCACGGUUGAUAUCUGCUUGACAUCGACCUCUGAACCUGUUUGUGUUUGUGUUAACCGCGUGUGGAAGAAGACUAAUCACUAAGGCUAGAUGGAGGGUAAAAAGUCCCCAAACUAAACCAGAAUAUAAUCACCGUUCUAACAAGAGGAAUAACUUCACUAAAGGCAAGGGAGUAAGACACUGACCAUGUUGUUAAAUUAAAAAUAAAUAUGAUUAACAAAUAGAAAGCGAUAUAAAAUUCCUACCUAACGUGAUUGUGUUGCAUUUUUCUGCUCAGAAAUGGCAUUUGGAGGAGAGAUUAACCUGUUAGUUGUUACCUUACAGCACUUUUUCAAUGUCUCUCUCUAGAAUACUCAUCUCACAUUGUUUGUUUUCCCUCAGUUGGAGAAUCCAGGCUAGUUUUACAGGCGAGGACAAUCCUCUUGAGUUUAACUUGUUAAACUUGUUGUACAGUUUAAACAGUGUGUGAGGAGGAAGUGGCCAGGAAUAUGCUCUUCAUAAGCGCACAUUAAUUCAAUGCAGACCAGUAUGAAAAAAAACAGUUCGGUAACUAUUUUGUUGAUACCCUCUCCCUUAUUCAGUUGUUGUUUGAUGAACUGCAUUACAGUUUAAAACAUGAAACAGCUC